UCUUCCAUUGAAAUACAAGUAUAAAUUCCACUCUUUCUCACCUCCAAAACAAACCCAAUCAUGAUUCAUUCUUUCUCUUUAUACCUUUUCUUGGCUGCUCUGUUAUUGGCUACUCUGUUUCUCUUCUGAAAAAACAUUCGAAGCGAUUUUCUUCCAUUCCGGUUUCAUUGUGUAAGCAAAAAUGUUCGCGGAUAAUGGGGUUUUGUUUCCUCACUUCCAGAACUUCUCUCAGGUCCAACAGCUCGAGGAGUUUUGCAAAACCCAGCAGCCAUGUUCUUCUCCAAUGAUAUCCACCAUCUGUGAAUAUGAUAUGGGUGGUGAAGGAGAUCUCUUUGAAGCCCCACAACCACAACCAUUUGUUGAAGAAACUUUCAUGGGUCUUGAUCCUGUGAUGGCAGCCAUUUCAAUGAUAUCUUGUGCUGAAGAAGUCAUCUCUCCAGAAGGACUAGAAGUUGCAGACUUCCAAUCGCUUCAAAAUGACCAGCUCUUAAAUGAGGUCUACUAUGAGUGUGAAAUGGAUCUUUUGGAAAAAGCAGCUCUAGAAAGACCACUGCCUGAUGUCCUGAACAUUGAAAUUCCAGUUCUGAACCCAGAAGACAAUCCAAUUCCAGAAAACAAGCCAUUCCCUGAUGCCUCAAUCCAGAAAAGUUCCAGCUUCGGGUGCUUGAACUCGAUGGAUUUGGUGCAAGGACCUACCAUCAAACCAUGUUUUAUAGAUUUCCCAGACAUGGACUUCAGUUCUGUUUACGGUAUGAGGAGGGCAUUUAGUGAAGGAGAUAUUAAGACACUCGGCAGUGACAAGAUAGGCAUGAUCCAUUCCCCCCUCCACCGCCCUGUGUUCAGCAAUUGCACCAGUGAGGAACGCCUAGAAAAGCUUUCCCGAUACAGGAAUAAGAGGACAAAGAGGAAUUUUGGGAGAAAGAUCAAGUAUGCUUGCAGGAAGGCUCUUGCAGACAGUCAAUCUAGGAUACGCGGACGGUUUGCGAAGACCGACGAAUCUGAAGUUAAAGGCAGUAGCUCAAUCUCAAUGCUUGUCCUAUGAAGAAAUGAAAGUAAAAAAGUAAUCUAGGAAUGAAAAGGUAGUUGUGAUGAGUGGGUGGGAGAGAUUAGCAGAAGCCUGGGAAAUAAAGGUGUUUUGUCGUCUAUGAUUUGUGUUAGUAUCUUCAACAGACUACAAUGGUUGGCUAGAUUUGUACAUACUGUAUCCGUUGAAUAAAAUAGGAAAUAAAAGCUCUUCUACUUUGUUUAUUAA
This is a messenger RNA of Cucurbita pepo subsp. pepo (vegetable marrow), 1252 nucleotides long. RefSeq lists its product as uncharacterized. The record is from RefSeq and is a predicted model, not a curated record. Gene Ontology annotation, cellular component: nucleus. Lineage: Eukaryota; Viridiplantae; Streptophyta; Magnoliopsida; Cucurbitales; Cucurbitaceae. Gene Ontology annotation, biological process: regulation of flower development. Gene Ontology annotation, molecular function: protein binding; DNA-binding transcription factor activity.